Molecule: messenger RNA, 635 nt
Organism: Aspergillus heteromorphus CBS 117.55
Lineage: Eukaryota; Fungi; Ascomycota; Eurotiomycetes; Eurotiales; Aspergillaceae
Exons: 2
Source: RefSeq, a predicted model, not a curated record
GCCAGAUCCUGCUACGACCAUGGAAUAAGCCCUGCGCAACCCCUCCGAUCGACUCGCCAAACUUCACCCUCCCCGCGUCCAGACCUCGUCAUCCCGCACAGGUCUCCCCGAGACGCGCCCGCCCUGUUCUCCUGCGGACUCUCCGUCGGCCAUGAUGCGAGCUACUGCAGGAACAUUUCAGACAAACAUAUCCCUUCUCGAGACGACCCGCCUCCUGUUCGCCCUCCAUUCACUCUCUCUGUCUGUCUAUUGUUGAUUCUUUUCGAGCUUGUGGACACGAUUUCCGGGUGAACCACCCCACCCGCCAUUGAUUUCAACCGUGCCUUGCACAGUAUACGAAUAUACGACCGCUUUUUAGAAACAUAUAGAUUUCGUCUGAUCCGAGAUGCCUGGACUACCGGCUAGUAUCGACCUCGACGAGUGCAUUGAGAGACUCUACCGGAAAGAGUUGCUGGCGGACUCGGUAAUCGAAGCUAUAUGCGCCAAAGCCAAGGAGCUGUUGAUGAAGGAGAGCAAUGUCGUCCACAUUGCGGCCCCCGUGACUGUCGUCGGAGAUAUCCACGGUCAAUUCUUCGAUAUGCUCGAAAUCUUUAAGAUCGGGGGGUUUUGUCCGAAUACGAACUACCUAUUCCUGG